This is a messenger RNA of Colletotrichum navitas, 1191 nucleotides long. Its product is annotated as family 88 glycosyl hydrolase. Gene Ontology annotation, biological process: carbohydrate metabolic process. The coding region runs from base 1 to 1191 and encodes 396 amino acids. The record is from RefSeq and is a predicted model, not a curated record. The transcript has a single exon. NCBI's taxonomy places the organism in Eukaryota, Fungi, Ascomycota, Sordariomycetes, Glomerellales, Glomerellaceae.
AUGAAGCCCCUUUUCUUUUUCGCGACCGCCGCCGCGGCCGCUGGCCCGUACCUGGCCUGGACCGCCGAAUCCUUCACCAAGCACGAGAUCGACGACAAGAAGCCCUUCCACUACACCAAGGCUGUCCUUUACGACGGCUUCGAGGCUGCCAUCGAGCUCACCAAGGACGAGGCCCUCGUCGACUGGUACCGCGGUCGCAUCGACGAGCGCGUCGUCCUCGCCAACGGCAGCAUCCCCAAAUGGCAGCCCACCAAGUACUCCCUGGACGAGUACCGCAUCGGCAACAACAUCCUCUGGUGGUACGAGCGUACCGGCGAGGAGAAGUAUAGGACGGCCGCCAAGACCAUCCGCGAUCAACUGGACCGUCACCCUCGCACACUGGAGGGCGGCUUCUUCCACCGUAGCCCUAACUACGAUCAUCAGAUGUGGCUCGACGGCAUCUUCAUGGCUAACACCUUCUACGCCAAGUGGACUUCUCUCUUCGACGCCAAGAACACCACCGCCUGGGACGACAUUGUCAACCAGUUCGACGUUAUUGACGCCCACACCCGCAACCGCACCACCAACCUGCUCUACCACGGCUUCGACGAGUCGAAGCAGGCCGUCUGGGCCAACCAGGUCACCGGCGCCUCCCCCCUCACCUGGUCCCGCGCCGUCGGCUGGUAUUCCGUCGCCCUUCUCGAGGUCAUCCAGCUGCUGCCCCGCGGUCACCCCGGCGUUGUCAAGCUGUCCAAGUACUUCACCACCCUCGCCAAGGGCCUGAAGAACGCCCAGGCCCGGACCGGCGGCUGGUGGAUCGUCAUGGACCCCCCCUACGUCGGCCGCCCCGGCAACUACAUCGAGUCCUCCGCCUCCGCCCUCUUCGUCUUCUCCUGGCUCAAGGGCAUCAAGCUCGGCCUGCUGCCCGCGCGCAAGUACUUUCCUGCCGCCGCCAAGGGCUACAAGAAGUUGACCACCUUUGUCAUCGAGAACGCCAACGGCACCGUCAACUGGAACGGCACCGUCGAGGUCGGCUCGCUCAACAGCGACGCCAGCUUCGAGUACUACACCUCCGUCCCCAUCGCCAUGAACGACCUCAAGGGCGUCGGCCCCUGGAUGUUCGCCUCGUACGAGUGGGAAACCUUCAACCAUACUAAGCGUGCCGGCCGCACCCGUAGGCCCCGCAGCGACAACCGCCGCUACCGCUUUUAG